Molecule: messenger RNA, 1041 nt
Organism: Drosophila takahashii
Lineage: Eukaryota; Metazoa; Arthropoda; Insecta; Diptera; Drosophilidae
Source: RefSeq, a predicted model, not a curated record
AUGCUUCUGACCUUAAACUAUGUAGUAGUUUCUGUGAAAAUACUUGGAGGUCUUAAAUCACCGAUUAAAAUAGUACCAUGGCGCCUUUUUGUGCGCACCUUAAAGGUGGCCGUGGUGGGCGCCGGCGGAGGAAUUGGGCAACCGCUAUCGGUGCUCAUCCGUCGCUGUCCUGGAAUCGAUGAGCUGGCUCUUCAUGAUCUCUCGGAAAUGAAGGGAAUCGCUGCGGACCUAUCGCAUGUCAGUCAGAAGGGAAAGGUGAUGGGAUUUACGGGAGAAGAUCAAUUGGAAACGGCGUUAAGUGGAGCGGAUGUUGUGGUGGUGGCCGCUGGAAUGCCACGUCUACCAGGAAUGCAAAGGGAUCACCUGAUGGCCGCCAAUGGCAAUGUGGCCGUAAAAGUGGCCACUGCCGUCAGCAACGCUUGUCCUCGAGCCCCCUUGGUCUUUAUCCAUGGAAGCUAUGAUCCGCGACGCCUUUUCGGUAUUACCACCUUGGAUGUGGUGCGCUCGAAGAAGUUCAUUGGCGAUUCCAUGAAAAUAACUCCGGAUGAAGUUAGCAUCCCAGUGAUCGGUGGCCAUGCAGGCAUCACAAUUCUGCCGCUUAUAUCACAGUGUCAGUGUCACAGUCCCUUAUUUAAGGGCGGUCAGAAGGAGAUCCGGGAACUCACCCAUCCCAUCCAGGAGGCGGGCACCGAGGUGGUCAAUGCCAAGGCUGGCAAGGGAUCGGCCACCCUAUCGAUAACAUUUGCCGGCGCCAGUUUCGUGGAUUCCCUGCUGCGCGGAUUUGGUGGUCAGGAGGGAGUGGUCGAGUGCUCUUUUGUGGCCUCGCAAUUGACCGAUGCUCCCUUUCUCGCCAGUCCUGUGGAAUUGGGAAAGGAUGGAAUCAAGCGAUAUUUACCACUUCCCCAGAUGAGCGACUUUGAGAGAGAGGCUUUGGAAAAUCUGCUACCCAUUCUACGUCAAAAUGCCGAGGAGGGGAUUGAUUUUGCCAAGAAAUCUUGAAAUGAGAAAUUACUUUCACCUAUCCCAGCGGCUUUACCAUGA